Diaporthe amygdali is the source of this 2064-nucleotide messenger RNA. RefSeq lists its product as uncharacterized. The record is from RefSeq and is a predicted model, not a curated record. NCBI's taxonomy places the organism in Eukaryota, Fungi, Ascomycota, Sordariomycetes, Diaporthales, Diaporthaceae. Bases 1 to 2064 code for a protein of 687 amino acids. Gene Ontology annotation, molecular function: zinc ion binding; DNA-binding transcription factor activity, RNA polymerase II-specific; DNA binding. Gene Ontology annotation, biological process: DNA-templated transcription. The transcript has a single exon. Gene Ontology annotation, cellular component: nucleus.
AUGGCUCGCGAGGAAUCUGUCUCGACUUCAUCCCAACCACCCUCGAGCAUCUCUACAGGCGAGAACUCCCAGAACACGGCCGCCGCCCAUCGCAGUGGGGUUGCCGGCGAUGGUGCGGGCGAACGGCCUUAUCGCUCGCACCUACGACCAGCUUGCCAGGCAUGCAGGAGGCGAAAGUCCCGCUGCAAGGUCGACGAUGGGGAAGAGAAAGGGUGUCUCAUGUGUCGCGUGCACGGGACGAAAUGCGAAUUCCCCAGCACGACUUCCAAGAUCUUGACAUCUUCGCGGGCAGCUGGGCGCAGUAAAAGGGCCGAGCGUCCACAACCCGGCGGCGCAUCGACGGAGAGGCAACGACAGCUUCGAAUUCGACAGGAGCCGUCAGUCUCGGUUCCUGCACAGCUGUCCGAAACCACGUCCUCUCAGCAGCACUUGGAGCGGGUCAGACACGACGACGAUGCCGCCCAGCAUUCAACAACCCUGAUUGCCGGCCUGGGAAGUCCCGAGGAGGUAGAGAGCUCACACAUCGUGGGCCCCGUCGUGACCAGCGACACCCAGAUCCUGGCGGACUACCUGCGCGCGGACUCGAACCGCGGGGCAGGGAGAAGACUGGCCCCCGCUGUGCGUCCCGGCCGCAACGCAGGGGGAGGGGGAGGGGGCCUCGACAACUCGGUCAUGUUCGCGAGGGUAAGGCGGCGGCCGAUGGGCCAGACGCCCAACCAGACGCUCGCGUCGGGAAAGUGCCAAAUCAUCGAGCGGAUCGUCGAGCCCUGGGGCGACGAGCUCAUCGACACGUACUUCCGCAAGGCCAACGCCUGCUUCCCGCUGCUGGACGAGGGCUCCUUCCGGGACCAGUUCCGGCGGCAGGCCGCGCAUAUCUCGCCGGCGCUGCUGGCGAGCGUCUACGCGCACGCGCUGACCUUCUGGGCACAGCCGCGCCGCGCCGCCGGCCGCCACUGCCCGGACAGCAGGUUCGUCUGGAACCAGGCCACCGACGCGCUGUACUCGGAGCUGCAGCUCGCCCCGGGCAUGUCGACCGUCAUCGCGGUCCUGCUCGACGUGGGCGGCCGCCCGUCGACCUCGAUGAUUGGCAACGGGGUCUUGAUCGGGUCUGCCGUCUCAAUCGCCCACGGUCUCGGGCUACACCGUGAUCCGAGCGACUGGGAUAUGUCUGAGCCGGAGAAGAGGAUCAGGGUGCAGAUUUGGUGGGCUCUGUUCGUCCAUGACAAGUGGGUCAGUCUGGCGUAUGGAACGCCUCCGCAUAUCCAGGGCAAAUUCCACGAUGUACCGCGGCCGAGGGCUGAUGGUGUCGGGAAUGCGAUCUUCCUGGCUCUCGUCAGUCUGAGCGAAGUCCUCGAUGCAUUCCUUGUACACUUCUACGCGUUGAAGUCGGACAGACGCGCGACGUCGGAGUUCGACCCGGGGGCUGCUCUAGGCCGGUGGGAAGAGUCUCUCACUGGUGACAUCCGCCGGCUCAUUCUGCAGGGUAAAGACCUCAGCGUCCCUGGGGUAAGUAACUUCCGCUUGGCGUAUUUAUUCGUCCGCCUCCUGCAGCGGAGAUUGGAGCUUGACAACACGAGGGACGAAGGCCAGACUACAGGCACAGACUCUCAAUCUGGACGUUACAGCCACCUCCGCAGAGCCGCAGAAGAUAUCGUGCGUUUAGUUCAGGAGCUUCGGGCACCGCAGCUCAAUGACUUUUGGUUGCCCACUACCGCUUUCAUCUUCACAUCCACCAUUGCCUUCCUGCUCCGGGUUGCGCUAGAGACAGAGAAGACAGCCAGUGGCUUAGCCGAGAGUACCUCCUUGAGGCUCGCAAAUGACCUCGUGGUUGCAUUGAAAGGUCACCAACAGAACUCGGCUUGGGAUCUCGGCGACGCCUGCAUCGCGCAGUAUGCCGAUGUUGUUGAGGAUUUACGAAAGGCAACACCGCCUGCCAAUGCCGUUCAAAGAAACUCGGAAACAUCAGUGCCUCAGAUGGAAUGGCAGGAUCUCGAUUUCUCGGGCUUGCCAGACGUUGAAGAGCUGUUUCCCAAUCUGUGGGACAUGUUCGACAGCAAUUAUUGA